This is a messenger RNA of Stegodyphus dumicola, 1579 nucleotides long. RefSeq names its product probable aminopeptidase NPEPL1 granny smith protein (gene grsm). The record is from RefSeq and is a predicted model, not a curated record. Gene Ontology annotation, molecular function: manganese ion binding; metalloaminopeptidase activity. NCBI's taxonomy places the organism in Eukaryota, Metazoa, Arthropoda, Arachnida, Araneae, Eresidae. Gene Ontology annotation, biological process: proteolysis. Gene Ontology annotation, cellular component: cytoplasm.
AUGCUACUUAAAAGUUGGUUCUGGUUAUUAUAUAUUGUAUUUUUGCAGGUGUAUAAACAAGCUAUAGAAAGUUUACGACCUUCAUCUACUGACACAUGGCCAUUAUACUUAAAUCAUGCUUCUCUUGCAUGUCUUCCAAAUUCUUGCUCAAGGCAUAAUACACCAUCUCAGGCUCAUGCUCUUACCAAACUUGUGAAAGGUUUUUCAUCAGGCAGCGAUGAAUACAUUGUGAUUGUUUGUGAGUACAAAGAUGCUUUUGCCUCUGCUUGUGCUGUAGCACGUGCCUUCCCCCUUUAUAACAGAAAAGCUAAAUAUUCUGGAAGUGGUCACACAGUAACUGUUGAGUUUGUUCUUCUCAAUGCUGAUGGUCAUAAAACUACUGCACUAAGAGAUUCUGAUGUUGAGUGCUUGACGGUUGCUGCUGAGGGGAUACGAUUAGCCGCCAAAAUAGUGGAUAUGCCAUGCAGUGAGAUGAAUACUGAUGCUUUUCUUCAAGAAAUUCAUAAAGUUGGUGAUGCUUUGGGUAUUAAACCAGAAGUAAUACGAGGACAAGAUUUAGCCAAAAGGGGCUUUGGUGGCAUCUAUUCAGUGGGUCAAGCAGCUGAACAUCCUCCAGCCCUUGCUAUUUUAAGUCAUACUGAUCCUGAUGCAGAAGAAACUAUAGCUUGGGUUGGGAAGGGAAUUGUGUAUGACACAGGUGGAUUAUGCAUUAAAUCAAAGACUUCUAUGGCUGGUAUGAAAAGAGAUUGUGGUGGAGCAGCUGCUAUACUUGGAGCAUUUUAUGUUGCUGUGAAACUGGGUUUCCAAGAAAAUCUUCAUGCCAUUUUUUGUCUUGCAGAAAAUGCUGUUGGCCCGAAAGCUGUGAGACCAGAUGAUAUUAUUACAAUGUAUUCAGGAAGGACAGUGGAAAUCAAUAACACUGAUGCAGAAGGCCGUCUUGUUUUAGGAGAUGGUGUUGCAUAUGCUGAAAAGGAUUUAAAUGCUACCACCAUAUUAGAUAUGGCUACCCUUACAGGUGCUCAGGGAACUGCUACAGGUAGAUACCAUGCUGCUCUUCUCACAAACAGUGAAGAAUGGGAAAAAGCUGCUGUGAAAGCAGGACAAAUUUCUGGAGAUCUGGUCCAUCCUGUACCAUAUACACCUGAAAUUCAUUUUAAUGAAUUCGCAAGCAACAUUGCUGAUAUGAAGAAUUCAGUUGCAGAUCGCUCCAAUGCUCAGCCAUCAUGCGCAGGAUUGUUCGUUGGAGCUCAGAUUGGUUUCGAUUAUGAAGGCUAUUGGAUUCAUGUAGAUAUGGCAAGUCCUGUACAUUGUGGUGAUAGAGCUACAGGCUAUGGAGUUGCUUUGCUGACUACUCUGUUUGGCCAUGCUUCUGAUAAUUCUCUUCUGCAAAUGCUUUCACCUCACAUGGAAGCAGAAGGAAAUGGAAUGGAAAGUGCAAGUAAAAAAAUAAGACUAGAGUGAUAAAUCUUCUGUAUUUGUCAAGCUAUGCAAAAUAUAUAAAUCAUCGAACUACUCCACAAUAUGCAAAAUCUCAUUCAGGAACUCUAAUUUCAAUUAAACUUUUUACCUCAAAGAAAUA